GCCGUGAGAACGUGUGCGAACUCGUGUGUAGGAGUUGGGAGGUGCGGAGAGGCAAAAAGCUGGUAGAGCCGCAGCAGGAGGCCGCCCGAUGGAUUCGCUCCGCACGUCGUGUUUACGUCCGUCACCCGCCUUCUCUUCGACACCCGCGUUAGCCUAGGUUUACGCCACUCUCUUUUUCUCCCCUUCGCUGCGUAUCGCCCGUGUUUCUAACCUAAGAAAUCACCCCCGCCGCACGCGAGAGAGAUGAAUGCCAUGCUCCUUUGAUAGAGGCAACACGUCGUCGCCGAACAGCAUCAUCGACACGCACCGGACCCCUCGCAAUCCCCGUCGCACGUCGGGGGACCGACAAAGGCUGACGACUGGGAACGGCGCUCAUCCUAAGUACAGUUACUAUACCCGUAAACCUAUCAGUGUGUAUAGUAAUGUCUGUCCCUUCUUCGUCCUCCAACAAUAUAUCUGACAAUAAUAAGCUAGGCGGUGCCAGUCCUAGUCCAAUUGAGGGUAUCGAGGGAGUUCCAGGGCCAAGUUCCUUGGAUCCUAUGCAUUCAGUGUUGCCACAAGACGGGGAAUCCGAGGAUUAUGGAGAUGACGAAGAGGAGGGCGAGGAAGAAUGUAGCGAAGGAGAAAGUGAAAUUAGCGACAGUGGAUUGUUUUGUGACACCGAGUGUACAGCAGAGAUUGAGAGCAACAAUUGUCAGUCACCCGUGUCACAAUCUCAAGCGGUUCUCUCUGAACAGGUACAAAGUCCAGUAUCGCAUAAUUGUGUGCCAUCAGACGUUGUCCAACCUCAGAGAAAACGAAAGAGUGAAACAGAAUGCUGUCUACCCUGUAAAAAACUUAAUCCAGAAGAAAAGUGUCAUAUAAUGACUGCUAGAAAACUAGAUGAUAAAGGUAAACAUGUGAGAUGUGUCAUUCCUACCAAGGACAAUCCUCCUCCAGAAAUGAGCAGUUGGCUUCUACAAUUUCAGAGAUGGUCAAACGCGGAAAGGAUGUUAGCGAUAGACGAACUAAUAGAGAGAUGCGAGCCCACGCAAGUGCGUCACAUGAUGCAGGUGAUAGAGCCGCAAUUUCAACGAGACUUUAUAUCGUUGUUGCCGAAAGAAUUGGCAUUAUCAGUAUUGGCCUUUCUUGAGCCGAAGGAUCUCCUGAGAGCGGCGCAGACCUGUCGAAACUGGCGUUUCCUAGCUGACGACAAUCUACUUUGGAAAGAGAAGUGCAAGGCAGCCGGCAUAGAGGAUUUAAAAGAUCUCCCACCACUGAAACGAAAGAACUGUCGAAGCGGCAACCAUAAUUCAUCUCCGUGGAAACAGGCUUAUAUGCGGCAGCAUAAUAUUAAAAUGAAUUGGAGAACGAAGCCGAUCCGUACACCAAAAGUGUUAAAAGGUCAUGAUGACCAUGUUAUUACAUGCCUUCAAUUUUCUGGAAAUCGGAUAGUUAGUGGUUCAGAUGAUAAUACUCUUAAAGUAUGGUCUGCUGUUACAGGCAAGUGCCUACGAACAUUAGUUGGACACACUGGAGGUGUAUGGUCUUCACAAAUGUCCGGCACAAUUGUUAUCAGUGGUAGUACGGACCGUACAUUAAAAGUGUGGAACGCGGAAACUGGUCAGUGCAUUCAUACAUUAUACGGUCACACGUCGACGGUUAGGUGUAUGCAUCUGCAUGGUAAUAAGGUCGUCAGUGGUAGUAGAGACGCAACACUAAGAGUGUGGCAGGUGGACACGGGAGAGUGCUUACAUGUGCUCGUGGGACAUCUAGCAGCAGUCAGAUGUGUGCAAUAUGAUGGAAAGUUGGUGGUCAGUGGUGCCUAUGACUAUAUGGUCAAAGUUUGGAAUCCGGAGCGUGAGGAGUGCCUUCAUACCUUACAAGGACAUACCAAUCGCGUUUAUUCCCUCCAGUUCGACGGCGUGCACGUUGUUAGCGGAUCAUUGGAUACAAGUAUAAGAGUAUGGGAGGUAGAAACAGGUGCUUGUAGACAUACCCUGAUGGGUCAUCAAUCUCUCACCUCAGGGAUGGAGUUGCGCAAUAAUAUCUUAGUAUCGGGCAACGCUGAUUCUACCGUUAAAGUAUGGGAUAUUGUUAGUGGUCACUGCCUUCAAACUCUCUCCGGUCCGAACAAACAUCAAUCGGCGGUCACUUGCCUUCAAUUCAAUAGCCAUUUUGUGAUUACAUCCUCUGAUGAUGGUACAGUAAAACUCUGGGAUGUUAAGACUGGUGAUUUCAUUAGGAAUCUAGUUGCACUGGAAAGUGGGGGUAGCGGCGGUGUUGUGUGGAGAAUUCGAGCGAGUGAUACGAAACUAGUGUGUGCAGUAGGUAGUCGAAACGGUACCGAGGAAACGAAACUACUUGUCCUCGAUUUCGAUGUUGAGGUAAAAUAGUGCGCUACCAAUGUCGUGGAUCCAAUCGCCCCCUUGUACGACUUGUGUACAUAUUUUCAAUUAAGUAGUCUAAAAACUAAUCUACGCUGUACAAUGAUUUAUGUAUUACAUGGUGUGAUUGUGAUAAGACUGUGUACGCGCCGUAAAAAUCGGGCGAGUAUUGCGAGAGACGGAGGUGAGGAUAAGAAGAGAUGGAAAAGGAAAAAAAAAAUUCGAAGGAAACGAAAGAGAUGAGUAGCGAAUGAUCUCCUGAUGGAUUAAAGUGCCCGUCGAGAAAUUAUAAAUAUAUCGUUUUGUCGGAGCGCGCGUGCGUUGUUAUGAUGUACAAACGUAAGAUUUGUAAGACUCGUAAAUUUAUGGGGGGGGGGGAGGGGAUGAGGAGCUUAUCAGUGUACUUCCGAAUUUUCGCUGUUAUAACGGUUCAGUGGAAUCGAUGAUGCAAAAAUAGCAAACAUCCCCAAUGAGAUUCAUUGCAAGUAUAACAGAUUUAUUAUGUGGGCAUUUAGAAGCAUUUGUCAACGAUGGCUGAUGAAAACGAGGCGACUGAAACUAAGACGUACUGAAACUGCAAGGCAAAACGACAUUAAUCGAAGAAUCUCAUACUUCCUGAAGCUAAUCAGAAAAUUGUCGACAUUUUCCGACACGUCAUUCGGACCAUAUAAAUCUUUUUACGGAAAAUUUCAAACGUUUGUUGUACAUCGCAACAUUUGUAAUUUAUUGGCCGAUUCGUCAAAAUGAUGAAAUUGAUCUUCAUCAAAUUGUCAGCUUCAAUAUUUCUUGGUCAUAAUUUUAGACUUUACUUGCCUAUACAUAAAUAUCGAUCUGGUUAAGAACAAAUAUUUUUAUAAAUAUUUAUAGGUCAAUAUUUUCAUAUGUUUAACGUUUUCCGAAGAAGUAUAAGAUUUUCUAGCAAUUGAUUAAAGCAAAUCACUCAAAUCACGAACUCGAUAAAUAUUUUCUUUUUUUUUUUUUGUAGUAAAAAAUUCUUCCAAUGUUGCAUAUUUCACAUUAUGGUGCAAUAUACAAAAUAGUGCACUUAAUCGCGUGCAAUACAGACUUAUAAAACGGUAAAUUAGUACAAAUUUAAAGCAGAGCAACAUUUUUGUUCACAAUUAAAGUAUUUUAAUUUUGUAAAUAUUAAAUAAAAGGCUUUGCUAAAGGGAGAAUAUUUGUAUUAGCCAGAUCUUUACAUUUUUAGUGCGAAUUGUAUGAAGACUUAGAACAUUGCAUCAAUUGUCACUGAUAAAUUUUAUAUUGAUUCUACUGAAUCAUGUCAUGAAUGACAACGGAUUAUGCGAUUUGUGCAAAUGCAUCUUUAUUAUUGGACCUAGGUUAGACUAGGUGUCGUGUUUAUUUGUAUAUUGCUCAAUAGUUUAUAUUAUAAGAAUGUGUUACCUGUUGUAUCAUUUUUUUUUUAUAAGAAAUAGAAAACAAGAUGUUGCUGCAUAUUUUAGAUUGUUUUUUUUUUUUAAAUUUAUUACAAACUGUAUACAUGUUCAUGUGCUAAGAAACAUAUUUUGUACAAAAUAAAUGUUCGAUUUCGACCUCUUUC
Molecule: messenger RNA, 3927 nt
Organism: Pogonomyrmex barbatus (red harvester ant)
Lineage: Eukaryota; Metazoa; Arthropoda; Insecta; Hymenoptera; Formicidae
Gene: ago
Product: F-box and WD-40 domain protein 7
Biological process (GO): proteasome-mediated ubiquitin-dependent protein catabolic process; ubiquitin recycling
Cellular component (GO): nucleus; cytoplasm
Molecular function (GO): ubiquitin binding
Source: RefSeq, a predicted model, not a curated record